AUGGAAGGACCUGGUAUGCCUGGCGCAUGUUCUGACCUGUUCAUUUGUCCGCCCGUUCCACCGCCCGAAAAGCACUCACCUGCCACAAACGAUACUGCAGAAAGACUUGCGGAUACUGCUCGGACUCAAUGGUGGCACCGGGAACUGGUUGCGGAUCGAACCCAAAUUGCGCUAGUUGGGUACGAAACGGAUUCUGCAAUAGCACGUUCUAUUCGCAAGCAUACAAAAUGCAAUACUGCGGACGCGCUUGUGGACUAUGCUAAAAUGGCUGGAACCUAG
This is a messenger RNA of Ostertagia ostertagi, 279 nucleotides long. Lineage: Eukaryota; Metazoa; Nematoda; Chromadorea; Rhabditida; Trichostrongylidae. The record is from the annotation of a GenBank genome assembly.